Coregonus sp. 'balchen' is the source of this 20641-nucleotide messenger RNA. The record is from the annotation of a GenBank genome assembly. Lineage: Eukaryota; Metazoa; Chordata; Actinopteri; Salmoniformes; Salmonidae.
GUUUCCGAUACUACAGAGGAGAUUACCAUUGGUGGGAACCAGGAGGAGGAAAGCCAAGGGGACAUAUCAGACCCGGAGCUGAGGUGGCUCCAAAAAACCCAGCAACUCAAGGUGGGACUCUCUCCACUCCUUUUCAUGUUAUGAUCUCAUUCACUUUCUCCUGUGUGUGUUUUUGGUGAGGGUUGCUUACCACAACACCCGAUUGCCUUAUAACGCAUAACUGCCAGCGAGGGGCUUUCUGCUCAAUAUGAAAAUACCUGCACAGUGGGUUCACUACUGUCACCUGGGAUUUUCAUUUUACCCCCGCAACAGACCCAAUCUACGUCUGAUAGGGUUGUCGAGGCACAAUAGGGCCUUAGCCCAAAAACUGUCCUGAAAGGGAGCCUCUACAGGCGGGAAAAAGCGAGGGGAAUGGAGAAACAUCAUUAUUUUGAGCACUUGAGCGGUCACCCUAAUGCCUUGGCAGAGGAGAGGAGUGUAAAUAUUUUCCCAUUAGAAUGAGGGAAAAUUGGUGUUUGCUAAAUCAGAGGCAUUAGAUGCUGAGGCACACAGCCUCGGAGCCCGGCAGAAUAAUUUGGGAAAGCCAUGCUACCAGGAUCUCCAACAUUACAUGAAAGGCCCUCUAUGGCCAUGACAAAAGCCACAAAGCAUCAGUUACUGUCACGGUUUCGGCCGAGGCUGCCUCUCUUCCUUGUUCGGGCAGGCUUCGGCGUUCGUUGUCUCCGGAAUACUAGCUGCCACCGUUGUAUGUUUCAUGUUCGUCUGCUUUUGUCUGUUUGUUGUGACACCUGUUCUCGUUUAGCGUAAUUAGUGUCCUAUAAGUUUCUCGUUGUGUUUGUCUAGUGUUGUGUGUUAUUGAUUUUGGUCUGUCGUGUGUUGGGCUUAUUUUAGCUAUUUAGCUCGGUUGAGCUUCCCUCCACUGCGUUGGAGUGUUUACGCACCUGUUAGUGCGCUUUUGUUUUGUUCGCCUUCGUGCGUAAUUUCGCCUUCGGGCAAGUCGUGUCGUAUUCUCCUUGUUGGAGAUUUACUAAAGUCUGUUGGACUAUACUUCGGUGUCCUGCGUUUGAUUCCACCACUACACCCACCUACAGCACUCGUGACAGUUACAUAGGGAAAGAGGGGUAUUUCUUCCGUAUUUUGGGUAAAAUCUUCCAGCCAUCGUCCCACUGAUACGUUGAGUUAAGGAACAGAUGAUACCACUCUUAUGUUGUUCACAAAUUGAGAGUUUUAUGUUUUAUAAAAAACAUUUUAAGUGUAUUUUUUGGUGUUCAUGGUGUCUCAAUCAUGGGAAGUACAUUCUGAUGUAUUUUCCCAAAGCUUAUUUCAUAUGAUAUCUUGUUAAUGAAAGAACAUUUCCAGUACGUUGGCGUCCUCCUGGUUCUUAAAAUAUUUGAUUAUUUCCCUAUUUUCCUUGGUCAAAUAGGGUCCUUGUUAGAUGUAUUACAUGGGACUCAUCAAUCAAGCGUUAGCAUAUUUUAACCAAUGCAGGAAGUCCUGAUUUUCACAACUUGUUUGACCUCCAUUUCCUACAUCAUUGAUAUUGAACUUGUAUAUUUUGUUCCUUAUUGUCGUUGUUGAGCUGAUCAUAUUGCUGUUAGCCUAUUGGUUGCUGUGAUGUUAUUCCAAAUGUGAGUUCCGUUAUUUCCAACGUCUUCUCACAGGUAACUCAGAUCUCCAAAGAAAAGCAAGCUCAGCAGAGAGCGAACCCCAAACCCCCCAGUGAGAAGAGACUCCCGGCUCAGGGGGUCAAAGCCAGGCCAAGAGACUGCUACCUGAGUCCCCCCACCGACACCCCCAGAACUGCAGCCAUGACCCAGGCUCACUCCCACCCCCACCCCCACCACCACCACCAACCCCAGCACUCACCCCACCUCCAGGCACUCAGUGACACAGAUUCCCAGUCUAGCACACUGGAUACCUGGCCACACCAGCCCCAACGCAUCCCCUUAACACAGUCCCCCACCGUCCACCCCAACAUCAACCUCAACACCUCGUCCGAGCUCCUCCCUUUCAUGCACCGCAAUCACCAGGACGCCGUUCUCACCAUAACCUUGCCCUGUAGUGGCCCCAGCCCCCAAAGGAAGCCACAGUCAAUAGACGGGUAUAGGCCUAACGUCAACGUACCGCUUAGGAACGCCAUCCUCGUCAACCCUUACUCCCACCCAAGCCCUCACCCCUCUCCCCAAGACGGUUUAUUACAGCUGGCUUUGGUUCCACAGGCUGCUGUGUCUCCACCGAGCCCAGGUUGGGGCUCUCGCUGCAGGCAGGGCUUCCCAGGGAUGCCCCCUCUCUGCCAGGGCAGCAGAGAACCACUGCACCUCUGGCACCAGGAGAACGCCCCAUGGCAGCGUGAAAACCACAGUGUCCUGCAGUAUGAUGAUGAGGAUAGUCACAGGUCUACUUACACCGCCCAGACACAACACUCCUCCGGCUCCUACACAGUGCUGCCCCCUAUAGGUAAAACAACAAUGGGAGACCCUGAGCUAGGCCGUGACAGAGCUGCACAGAGAUUCACCUCCAUGCAGAGAAGCAGCUCUGAGGGCUACCUGGCACAGAUGAGGAGAGAGAAACAACUGAAGGAGAGGAUAACUUACAAGGUGUGUGUGUGCGUGCAUAUGUGUGUGUGCGUGUGUGUGUUAACUUUAGCACACUAUGUGUGUGUUAAUCGUUAAUUGCCACACUAACAAGCCAGGGCAUGGUUACCUUUCUCAAUACAGUUAACGGGCUAAUAACGGGCUAAUUACAUGACAGCCAUUUGCCUAAUCUCAAAGGGCAUAAUCAGAGUCGCGCAAGUUGCACAAACAACCAUUUUGAGACGUGUAAGAGAAUAAGGUGAAUAAAAGAGAGAGAGGGAGGCAAGGGGCGGCUAAAGACGGCCAUUUACAUGUAAUGACGGCCUCUGUCGUUGGCCUGCUUGAGCCCUGCAGGUGUGUCCCACUGAGGAACAGAGAAAGUCAGCCCUGCUCCCAUAAGGUAGUGUAGCACAGACUAGAGACAUCCACAUACAGUAGUAGACAUUCGCUUUCUAAGACAAAACACUCAGUUAAUGUUAUAACGUAGCCUACUAUUUUUAUUUAUUAGAUAACUUAAAUAGAUAUUCUACUGAUAAUUGUUAAGGUACCAAUUAAUCCGAGAAAAUUACUUUAAUCAUGUUAUUACUGUUACAGGCUUUGGUUUUUUCAUUUAUGUUUUGAGGUUGGACUUUAGUGGAAAGGUGGGAAGGUGUUUCACCUGUGCUGGCCCAGGUGCUAUUUAAGAGUGGCUGGCCCAGUGCUCCAGUUAUCUUAAUAGAUGCGGAUUAACGUCUUUAGUUGGCACGCCCUAUUUUGAUUUCGAGACAAACAAUCCUUUAUCUGAUUUCCCUGAUUUCAUUUGCACCACCUUUUUGGUUUGCUUCCUGUCUUUAUGUUUGGUGUGGGUUUUUCUUUUGUUUACCUCUUUUUGGGAAAAUUUAGUGGGCGCUCAUGGUGGGUGUCUUUUAGGUUCCAGUUGUUGUUGCUAGUCAACUUUCAGUGGACACCCCCAUGAGUGUUUUUCAGAACCCCUCCUAAACCCCACCUGUUUCGUUUUAGUUGUUGGUCAGUGACUCUUUGUUAGUUCCCCCUUCUGUUUGAGCGACAUUUUUGGUUUUCUAGCUGUGGAACGUAAUGGGGGCUCGUCCGGGAUUUUAUUUCCCAUGAGUAUGGUAGUCGCUCUAGUCACCUACUCUGAAGCUCUGCUGUGCCCAAAUAUUUGAGUGUUCAAAAUACACUUUUGUGGUAGCAUUUCUGUCACUGACAUGCACCUUGAGGGGUUACAAGAUUGGUGGAAUCAUUUUGAAAGUUGCAUAAACACACAGGCUAAUAAAAAUAAAGCCAUGGACUUUAAGUUGGAAGCAUUUGUGGAAAACCCUACAUGGGAGAUGCUAGAUAAAUGUACUAAGGCGAAUCUCCUCAUCAUUGCAAAGCAUUAUGACAUCAAGGUGGCAUCUGGCGAUCUGAAAGCAGUGGUCAAAGAGUUGAUCGAUACUGUUUUGGUGGAGGAGGUAUUCCUCUCGGAGAGAGAGGCUGAUGAAAAAGGUACUACGGGUAGUGGGGUGAGUCCCAUAGACGUGCAACUGUGGGAGUUAGAACUAAAGGCAAAGUUGGGGCAACAGAAAUUAGAGCUUGAACAACAGAAAUUAGAGCUCGAGCAGAAGGAAAGAGAAUGUGAAUAGAGGUUGGAACAACAGAAAUUGGAGUUUGAGCACAGGGAAAGACAAGCUGAGUGUGUAGCCAAACAACAAUAGCGUGCAGCCAGACAAGAAUAAGAAGAACGUGUGCAUGUCAUUCGAUUAAAAGAGAUGGAGCUGGAAGCGCGACAAAGGGAGAUAGAUGGCCGCAAUAUAUUUGGUCACUGUUCCUCCAAAGUGUUCUUGUGGGAUAAGCUCAGAAAGUGUAUGCCGCCUUAUCUCUUGACCAGAGUUCAGACUAUGACACUGUUAAAGCUGCUAUCCUUCAGGCUUACGAGCUGGUCCCAGAGGCAUACAGACAACAGUUCCGUAAAUUACGAAAGACAGAAUCACAAAACCAUGUUGAGUUUGCAAGGGAACAAGCAUGUAUUUUUGAUUGGUGGUGUGGUUCUCAAGAGGUCAAGGACCUUGAGGAUUUAAAGAUUCUCAUACUUCUCGAGCAGUUCAAGAAUUGCCUUAACGAAAGGGUUGCUAUCUAAUAUUUAUGAGCACAAGGAUCUCACUCUUGAGAAAGCUGCAGUUCUUGUAGAUGAGUUUGUGUUGACACAUAAAACUACCUUCACAAAUAAAGCACCAAGUAGUUAUCCUUACGCAAAAAGCAAUCCAGAGAAGUCACAUCCUACUGCGAGGUUUCAGUCCAUUUCUACAGUGCCCAAAGAUAAAGAUCGGCAGAAAACUGUUUUUUUUUGUAUCCGCCAGUUUGUCAUUACUGCCGUGAGAAAGGACACGUUGUCUCUCAGUGUCCUAAGUUGAAACAGAAAAAUGAGAGAGAGAAAAAAACGUUAUUCUUGUGGGAGCACUCCAGCCCAUUAAGUCUCUGGUUGGGACUGGUGUAUCUGUCACACCCUGGCUCUGGGGACUCUAUAUGUUGAGCCAGGGUGUGUAAAUUAUAUGUGUUUAUGUUCUGUGUGGGAGUUCUAGUUGUGGUAUUUCUAUGUUGGCCAGAGUGGCUCCCAAUCAGAGGCAACGAGUGUCAGCUGUUGCUGGUUGUCUCUGAUUGGGAGCCAUAUUUAAACAGUCUGUUUCCCUUAGUGUUUGUGUGAUCUUGUUCCGUUUGGUUUGUUUCCGUGUCGGUUGUGUUAGACCGAGGACGUCACGUUUUCGUUUUGUUGUUUUGUUCGUGCAUUCAUUAUAUAAAUAAAAUAUGUUUGCAACUAACGCUGCGCAUUGGUCUACUCCGUAUAACGAUCGUGACAGUAUCUCCUAAACAAGAUUUUGGAUCAGAUGUGUAUAAACCCUUUGUUUCAGACGGGUUCGUGUCUGCAGAGUGGCGAUGCUGUUAAGCAGCCGUUUAAGAUACUGUGAGACACUGAGGCAGCCCUUCAUUUUGGAGGGUGUUUUGCCUUUGUCUGACAUUUCAGCAACUGGUUACAGUAUGUUAGUACAAGGUGUGGAGAUGGGUUGCAUGGAAGUUCCUUUGUAUAAUGUGGAACUCGAGUCUGAUCUUAUUUCUAGUUCCGUUGUCGUUGGAGUGAGGCCUAGCCUACCAGUGAAGGAGGUCUCAUUCAUUUUGGGAUUCGAUUUGGCUGGAGGGAAGGUCCUGCCAAAUCCUGUUGUUUGUAAGUAGUCCUCCUGAGUGGCGCAGUGGUCUAAGGCACUGCAUCGCAGUGCUAACUGUGCCACUAGAGAUCCUGGUUCGAAUCCAGGCUCUGUCGCAGCCGGCCGCGACCGGGAGACUCAUGGGCGGCGCACAAUUGGCCCAGCGUCGUCCAGGGUAGGGGAGGGAAUGGCCGGCAGGGAUGUAGCUCAGUUGAUAGAGCAUGGCGUUUGCAACGCCAGGGUUGUGGGUUCAAUUCCCACGGGGGGCCAGUAUAAAAAAAAAUAUGUAUUCACUAACUGUAAGUCGCUCUGGAUAAGAGCGUCUGCUAAAUGACUAAAAUGUAAAUGUAAAAAUGUAAGGAAAACAGAGUAGACAAACCUGAUGGGUUAUCAGAAAAGUACCCUAGAGUGUUCCCAGCGUGUGCCGUUACACAUGCUAUAUCUAAGAAAGUCAACGGGAGCAAGUCUAGUGUGGAGGAGGAUGUUCGCGAUCCCACCAUGGCCGAUUUGUCUGAGACGUUUAUGGGUGAUCCUGAUUUUGCUAAACCUCCUGAGUUGACCUCUUCUUUGAAAACCCUAAAGGUAAGUGAGUUUGUAGGACCGCUGAAGGAAGAGAGGGUCCCUACAGUUGACACUUCGAUGUCUAGGAAGCAGCUGAUUGCAGAACAUAGUGAAGAUGUUUCCCUCUCCCCUCUUUUUGCUGAGAUACAGUACCAGUCAAAAGUUUGGACACACCUACUCAUUCAAAUUUUUUUUUUUUUUGUACUUUUUUUUUUUCAUUUAAGAAUAAUAGUGAUGACAUCAAAACUAUGAAAUAACACAUACAGUUGAAGUCGGAAGUUUACAUACACUUAGGUUGGAGUCAUUAAAACUCGUUUUUCAACCACUCCACAAAGUUCUUGUUAACAAACUAUAGUUUUUGCAAGUCGGUUAGGACAUCUACUUUGUGCAUGACACAAGUAAUUUUUCCAACAAUUGUUUACAGACAGAUUAUUUCACUUAUAAUUCACUGUAUCACAAUUCCAGUGGGACAGAAGUUUACAUACACUAAGUUGACUGUGCCUUUAAACAGCUUGGAAAAUUCCAGGAAAUUAUGUAAUGGCUUUAGAAUCUUCUGAUAGGCUAAUUAUCACCAUUUGAGUCAAUUGGAGGUGUACCUGUGGAUGUAUUUCAAGGCCUACCUUCAAACUCAGUGCCUCUUUGCUUGACAUCAUGGGAAAAUCAAAAGAAAUCAGCCAAGACCUCAAACAUUUUUUGUAGACCUCCACAAGUCUGGUUCAUCCUUGGGAGCAAUUUACAAACGCCUGAAGGUACCACGUUCAUCUGUACAAACAAUAGUACGCAAGUAUAAACAACAUGGGACCACGCAGCCGUCAUACCGCUCAGGAAGGAGACCCGUUCUGUCUCCUAGAGAUGAACGUACUUUGGUGCGAAAAGUGCAAAUCAAUCCCAGAACAACAGCAAAGGACCUUGUGAAUAUGCUGGAGGAAACAGGUACAAAAGUAUCUAUAUCCACAGUAGAACGAGUCCUAUAUCGACAUAACCUGAAAGGCCGCUCAGCAAGGAAGAAGCCACUGCUCCAAAACCGCCAUAAAAAAAGCCAUAUUACGGUUUGCAACUGCACAUGGGGACAAAGAUCGUACUUUUUGGAGAAACAAAAAUAGAACUGUUUGGCCAUAAUGACCAUCGUUAUGUUUGGAGGAAAAGGGGGAGGUAGCUUGCAAGCCAAAGAACUCCAUCACAACCGUGAAACACGGGGGUGGCAGCAUCAUGAUGUGGGGGUGCUUUGCUGCAGGAGGGACUGGUGCACUUCACAAAAUAGAUGGCAUCAUGAGGAAGGAGAAUUAUGUGGAUAUAUUGAAGCAACAUCUCAAGACAUCAGUCAGUAAGUUAAAGCUUGGUCGCAAAUGGGUCUUCCACAUGGACAAUGACCCCAAGCAUACUUCCAAAGUUGUGGCAAAAUGGCUUAAGGACAACAAAGUCAAGGAAUUGGAGUGGCCAUCAAAAUGCCCUGACCUCAAUCCUAUAGAAAAUGUGUGGGCAGAACUGAAAAAGCGUGUGCGAGCAAGGAGGCCUACAAACCUGACUCAGUUAAACCAGCUCUGUCAGGAGGAAUGGGCCAAAAUUCACCCAACUUAUUGUGGGAAGGCUACCCAAAACAUUUGACCCAAGUUAAACAAUUUAAAGGCAAUGCUACCAAAUACUAAUUGAGUGUAUGUAAACUUCUGACCCACUGGGAAUGUGAUGAAAGAAAUAAAAGCUGAAAUACAUCAUUCUCUCUACUAUUAUUCUGACAUUUCACAUUCUUAAAAUAAAGUGGUGAUCCUAACUGACCUCAGACAGGGAAUUUUUACUAGGAUUAAAUGUCAGGAAUUGUGAAAAACUGAGUUUAAAUGUAUUUGGCUAAGGUGUAUGUAAACUUCUGAUUUCAACUGUAUGGAAUCAUGUAGUAACCAAAAAAGUGUUAAACAAAUCAAAAUAUAUUUGAGAUUUGAGAUUCUUCAAAUAGCCACCAUUUGCCUUGAUGACAGCUUUGCACACUCUUGGCAUUUAUAUAAAGUUGUUCUUACCUAGCUAAUUGCUGUAGACUUAAGUUAUUGACGGUUCUUGCGCCACUUCGGGCAAGACGAUUGGCCCAGUGUAUCUCAAAUUGUCGUUCCAGUUACGCUUCGACAAGAGAUACUGAGGCUACCUCACGAUGGUAGUUUGGCAGGCAAUCUGACCUGGUCUGAAACAGAAUGUUGUGGCUUACUGUAAAUCAUGUCACGUUUGCCAGCGGACGGGUAAACCGAACCAUGUUGUACUGGUUGCACCUUGGCAGCCUAUUCCUGCUUUUGACGAACCUUUCAGCAGGGUUCUGGUGGACUGUGUUGGUCCUUUGCCCAAAGCCAAGAGUGGUAACCAGUUUCUCUUAACCAUCAUGUGUGCUGCCACUCGUUUCCCUGAGUCCAUUCUACUGAGGAAAAUCACAGCUCCUGGUAUUGUUAAGGCCCUGGUGAAAUGUUUUCAACGUUUGGCUUCCGCAGGCAGUGCAGUCAGACCAAGGGUCGAAUUUCAUGUCAAAGGUAUUCCAGCAAAUGCUACAACAUUUGGGUGUAACCCAUUGCCCCUCUAGUGCCUACCAUCCAGUCUCAAGGUGCUCUUGAGAGAAUUUAUCAGACUUUGAAGUCUAUGUUGAGAGCUUACUGCUUUGAGUUUGAGAAAGACUGGGAUGAAGGGGUCCCUCUUGUGCUGUUUGGACAUCAUGUCAGAGGUCAUUUGAGUUUGCUGAGAAAGUGGUUGUUGCAGUGCGACACCUUAAAAACAAAUCUGUUGGAGCACGUUAGCGCUUUUUAAUACAGUUUGCCAAUGAAAAUCUGUAGAGGGCGCAAACGAAAAUGAAAGUUUGGUACGAUUGGAAUGCCUGAAACCGCACUUUCGAUGUGGGUGACCAAGUCCUGGUUUUGUUGCCCGUUCUAGGGUCACCGUUGCAGGCUCACUUUUCAGGCCCUUACCCCAUAGUGAAAAAAAUGUGUAAUAUGGGUUACAUCAUCGCCACACCGGUGCACAGAAGAAAAACCAGGCUGUGACAUGUUAACAUGUUGAAACCAUACUUCACCCGCUACGAUUGGGUGACGAAGUCGGUGGAAACCGGUAGUGAUGUUCUGCCUGUGGCCACUGUUGUCACCGUUGACUAUUAGCUUCCUCAAGAGUCCGAGGAAAGCCCAAUACCAAAUUUAAAGACAGGAAGCAAACCAAAAAGGUGCAGCAAAACGAAAUCAGAGAAAUCAUAUAAAGGAUUGUUUGUCUAGAAAACUAAAUAGGGAGAGCCAACUAAAGGUGUUAACCCUCCGCAUCUAUAAGUGCUAAAGUCCAACCUCAAAACAUGGAAAUACCCAAGCCUGUAACACCGGCUUUGGUUUUUCCAUGUUUUGAGGUUGGACUUUAGCACGUAUAGCUCAUUAGCACGUAGGGCGCACCAAUUGGUGUCACCUCGUUAGUUAGUAUGUGUUACACCUGUGCUGGUUGCCAUCUCGUUAGUGGGAAGGUGUUUCACCUGUGCUGGCCCAGGUGGUAUUUAAGAGUGGCUGGUCCAGUGCUCCAGUUGUCUUGAUAGAUGCGGAGGGUUAACACCUUUAGUUGGCGCUCCCUAUUUAGAUUUCUAGACAAACAAUCCUUUAUCUGAUUUCUCUGAUUUUGUUUUGCUCCACCUUUUUGGUUUGUUUCCUGUCUUUAAGUUUGGUGUGGGUUUUUAUUUUGUUUGCAUAACAAAAGCUCUUUCUCCCGCAUUUGAUAGCGGUAGCUGUCCACGGUUCUGAAACAUCAGUGCGCUGUUGAAUUGGCGCCUUUUCCUAGACCAUGUUGCUAUGUGCAUAAUAGCAAAGUUAACCAGCAUAUUGGUGUUGAGAACAAUGCGGCGGAGGCAGCAGCAGCAUUAGGAGACGAGAAAACAGCCCUUGCCUUAAAUGUCUAAGAAAAGUGGGGAAAGAGGAAACCCCAACUUAAUUAGGUCUAUAAUCAAUAGCUUAACUGUUAAAUGUGCCUGGCUUUAUAAAUCAACCAUAUAUAUCUACAGAAAUAAGACAGAUCCUGCUUGUGUUGCCUGUUUGAGUGUUUGUUGAAUAGCCUACUGAUUCUGUGAGGACCAAGCCUCAUGCAACACAACAUGUCGGAUAAACAAUUUCGCAAAUUUGGCUGUUUUAAUCUUUGCUAUGCUGUAAUAAAAGCUUUCCACUUUUGUUUUGUUAGAACAGCCUCUCUGGUAUUACUUAUGAUUUAUUUUGUGUUGUUUUCACUGUUCCAAAUUGUCAGAAAAAAUAAUAUUAAUAAUAAUAAUAACCAUCCUUUUUCUACUAUUAUUAUUAUGAUCACCAUUAUAAUAAUAAGUAAUGUCAUUAUUAUUAGUAGGCUUAGGCCUAUAACUACCAUCGAGCUGUAGACCUAAGAGCGCACCCUGUUUAGUCUUAAUACCGUAACUUAUUUAGGCCUAUAUUUCAAUACUUAUAUAGGCUACUGUACCAAUCAAUCAUUAAUUCGUUCAUGUCAUCACACAGCAUACGAGUCAUUCAUGAUUUGAAAUGCAAUCAAGCAUUUUAGUUUUAAAAUAAAUAACAAAGCGACCCUUGAAUAAUUAGCGUAAACAAUAAAUAAACCGUUCCAUUUUGUAAAUUGCAUUCAUGAAUGCAUGCGACUGUUUUUAGUCAUUGCUGUAAUAAAGGCUUUAUAAUAAAAAUAAAAAUAAAAACGUUACAACAGACUCUUUGGUACGCUUUUAAUUUAUUUUUGUUUACAUUGUUCCAAACGGUCAGAAUAAUUAUAUUGUAAUCUACAGUCGUGGUCAAACGUUUUGAGAAUGACACAAGUAUUGGUCUUCACCAAGUUUGCUGCUUCAGUGUUUUUAGAUAUUUUUGUCAGAUGUUACUAUGGUAUUGUCACAAACGAGACUCCCGCUGUUCCUCCUGCUCACCACCAGAGGGAACCCUCUCCUGAGUAUUAAACCCCUGAACUACAUUUCCCACAUACCUGGCUCUGAUUACCGUUGCACCUGACUCCCAUCAGUAGACUAUUUAGGUGCUCUCAAACUCUCUCUCUUUGCGAAGUCUUGUUAACCCUGGUGAUCAUUUCUGAGCGUUAUCGCCUGUGUCUGUCUGCCCGUGGAUUUACUCUGGACUGUUUUUCCCUCCUUGAUUCUUUGCUGCCUGCCCUGGACUAUAUUCUUUACUGGACUGAUGUUUGUAAGCUUGCUGCCUGCCCUGACCUUAUGCCUGUACCUGGAUUACGAUUUGCCUUAUCCCUACUGUUGUGUCUGCUGGCGAUUGACCCUGUUUGUACGACCCGUCAUGUCACUCCAACUGCUUAACUGGCAGCCCUUCACUCUCCAUUCAGACCGUCACGCUAAAGGACGAGCCGGCCCUUCUCCCCACUCUUCCCAUUGAAUACUCUGACCUCAUCGAAGCUUUUAGCAAGACCAAGGCGAUGGAACUCCCCCCCACCGAUCAAGCGACUGUUCCAUCGAACUAUUACCAGGCACAACACCACCUAAGGGCCGAAUCUUCCCCCUAUCACAACCCGAAUCAGAAGCCAUGAACAACUACAUCGAGGAGGAACUUUCGAAGGGGUUCAUUAGAACGUCGACAUCACCUGCAGCCUCUGGCUUCUUCUUUGUUAAAAAAAAAGACGGUGGCCUACGCCCUUGUAUCGACUACCGGGGUCUCAACGACAUCACCGUCAAGUUUCGAUAUCCUUUACCGCUGGUACCAGCUGCCCUAGAACAACUCCGCAAAGCCAAGUACUUCUCCAAACUGGACCUCCGCAGCGCCUACAAUCUCAUUCGCAUCCGGGACGGUGAUGAAUGGAAGACAGCCUUCUCUACCAGCACUGGGCACUAUGAGUAUUUGGUGAUGCCUUUCGGGCUGUCCAAUAGUCCGUCCGUAUUUCAGUCGUUUAUCAAUGACGUCUUUCGGGACAUGCUUAAUCGUUGGGUAAUUGUUUACAUCGAUGACAUUCUCGUCUAUUCCAACACCUAUGAGGAACACGUGCAACACGUGAGAACAGUAUUACAACGACUCAUUGAUCACCAAUUAUACGCCAAAGCAGAGAAGUGCGAAUUUCACCAGACUUCCACGUCUUUCUUGGGCUACAUCAUCAACCAGGAGGGAGUCGCCAUGGACGAGAAGAAGGUCAAGGCCGUUCUAGACUGGCCACUGCCAGUAACCUUAAAGGAGUUACAACGCUUCUUGGGAUUUGCGAACUUCUACCGACGCUUCAUCAGGAAUUUCAGCUCGGUAGCCUCUCCCUUAACCUCUAUGACUAAGAGAAAUGCACCACACCUCACCUGGUCAACUACAGCACAGGAGGCUUUCGCAGAACUCAAGUCACGUUUCACAUCUGCCCCCAUCCUCCACCACCCUAAUCCUGAAAUCCCGUUUACAGUUGAGGUGGACGCUUCUAAUACGGGCAUUGGAGCCAUCCUCUCACAGCGGCACGGAUCCCCACUCAAGCUCUAUCCGUGCGCCUAUUACUCCCGCAAACUUAGUCCAGCCGAACAGAACUACGACGUCGGAAACCGAGAACUGUUGGCCAUGAAAGCAGCUAUGGAGGAGUGGCGUCAUUGGCUGGAGGGAGCUAAACACCCGUUUGUGAUUCUAACUGACCACAAGAAUCUGGAAUACUUGCGAUCUGCCAAGAGACUGAAUCCCAGACAAGCGAGGUGGGCUCUCUUCUUUACACGAUUUGACUUCACCGUUACCUAUCGUCCCGGUUCAAAGAACACCAAAGCAGACGCAUUAUCACGCCAACACGACGGUGUAGUUCCCACUGAAUCCAAGGAAACCCUGCUUCCUGAGUCAUUAAUCGUGGCCCCUAUUCAGUGGGACAUCAUGACAGAGCUCACCCAGGCCAAUUCACAAAAGACCCCUCCUCCCGAAUGCCCCCCUAACAAAACUUUUGUACCUCAGGAUCUCUGUCAGAAAGUGCUACAGCAAGUUCACUCCGUACUCAGCUCCGGUCAUCCUGGAAUCGCUGCCACUGUUCACCUGCUUCAGAACAGCUUUUGGUGGCCAACCUUGCGGGCAGACACAAUAAAAUUCAUUAACGAAUGCACCACCUGUAACACAAGCAAACAUCUCAGACAACUACCAUCGGGCCUACUGCAACCACUGCCAGUUCCCCACCGACCAUGGUCCCAUCUUGCCAUAGACUUUAUUACCGAUCUUCCCAAGUCCAAUGGGAACACCACAAUACUCACUGUCAUAGAUCGCUUCUCCAAGGCCUGCCGGUUGAUUCCACUUCCCAAACUGCCCACAGCAUUGGAAACAGCCGAACUCAUGUGCAACCUUGUGUUUCGCUUCUAUGGCCUGCCUGAGGACAUCGUGUCGGACCGGGGGCCCCAAUUCACAUCCAGAGUAUGGUCAGCAUUCUUCCAACAACUCAACAUCAACAUUAGCCUCACUUCAGGAUAUCACCCACAAUCUAAUGGUCAGACAGAACGCCUCAAUCAGGAGAUCACCCGGUUUCUCAGAGCCUACUGUCAUCAGAACCAAGCAGACUGGAGUCGAUUCCUCAUGUGGGCGGAGUAUGCACAGAACUCACUCCAGAAACCCUCCACCGGUCUAACUCCAUUCCAAUGUGUAAUGGGCUUCCAACCUCCCCUAUUUCCAUGGUCAGGGGAACCCACCGAGGUACCCUCUGUCAACGACUGGCUCCAGAGAAGCGAGGACAUCUGGAGUCAGGCUCACACCCACUUGCUACGUGCUGUCAGGAGACAGAAGUUGCAGGCCAAUCGUCACCGUCGCCCCAAUCCUGAAUAUACUCCAGGUCAAUGGGUCUGGCUAUCCACUCGAGACCUACGCCUCAGACUUCCUUGCAAGAAACUCAGUCCCAGGUAUGUAGGUCCCUUCCAAAUUGUUAAACAGAUUACACCAGUUUCCUUCCGUUUGGCAUUACCCUCUAAUUAUCGUAUCUCUCCCACUUUUCAUGUAUCACUUCUCAAACCCGCUGGUGGUCCGAGAGCGGAGGAGGAGGAGCAGACCAGUGAUCAGGGCCCCCCACCCAUCUUGGUGGACGGCGAGGAGGCAUAUCAGGUUCGAGAUCUACUCGAUUCCAGACGCCGGGGCAGGCUCCUCCAAUAUCUGGUGGAUUGGGAGGGGUACGGACCGGAAGAGCGAUCCUGGGUUAAUACAGAGGACAUACUCGACCCCGCACUCAUGACUGAGUUCCAUAGGACGCACCCGGAGAAACCGGCCCCCCGACCUCGAGGAAGACCCCGGCGUCGUUCGCCUCUUCGCGUCAGGAGCCGCUCGCAGGGGGGGGGCUCUGUCACAAACGAGACUCCCGCUGUUCCUCCUGCUCACCACCAGAGGGAACCCUCUCCUGAGUAUUAAACCCCUGAACUACAUUUCCCACAUACCUGGCUCUGAUUACCGUUGCACCUGACUCCCAUCAGUAGACUAUUUAGGUGCUCUCAAACUCUCUCUCUUUGCGAAGUCUUGUUAACCCUGGUGAUCAUUUCUGAGCGUUAUCGCCUGUGUCUGUCUGCCCGUGGAUUUACUCUGGACUGUUUUUCCCUCCUUGAUUCUUUGCUGCCUGCCCUGGACUAUAUUCUUUACUGGACUGAUGUUUGUAAGCUUGCUGCCUGCCCUGACCUUAUGCCUGUACCUGGAUUACGAUUUGCCUUAUCCCUACUGUUGUGUCUGCUGGCGAUUGACCCUGUUUGUACGACCAAGAUUGUAAUAAAACUGCAAAUGGAUCCUCACUCUCCUGGAGCGUCAUUACAGGUAUACUGAAGUAUAAUUACAAGCAUUCCAUAAGUGUCAAAGGCUUUUAUUGACAAUUACAUAAUAUGCUUCCAGUCUGUUAUUCUAACUCAAUCAGCAUGACAGAGUGAUCUCCAGCCUUGUCCUCGUCAACACUCUCACCUGUAUUAACGAGAGAAUCACUGACAUGAUGUCAGCUGGUCCUUUUGUGGCGGGGCUGAAAUGCAGUGGAAAUGUUUUUUUGGGAUUAAGUUCAUUUUCAUGGCAAAGAGGGACUUUGCAAUUAAUCUGAUCACUCUUCAUAACAAUCUGGAGUAUAUGCAAAUUGCCAUCAUAAAAACUGAGGCAGCAGACUUUGUAAAAAUUAAUAUUUGUGUAAUUCUCAAAACUUUUGACCACCGACUGUAUACAGCACCUGUUUGGCACACAUAAUAUGCACACAGUGCUUUCGCCUUACCUUAUUUUUCUUGAUCUCCAGUAUUUUCCACAACUAGUCACAUUUAUUCCACACAUCUGACUUCCCCUUUACCUCCUGAGCAACCGGGAGGUAAAGGUGUUUGGAGUUUGUUAUAACCAAUUUAUUAAUGUGAUUAUGAAAUUCUAUAGGUCAUGCCCUAUUGGUCUUGUGCAUGCGAUGCAUACAUGUCUCACGUAAAGAGAGCAAGGGUUGAGGGAAUAGGGAAUGUUUUUCCUCAACAAAUGCAGGAUUUCGGUAAGAAAACUUUUCAGUCAGAAAUGGCUGUAAUUAUGUUGCAGCUUCAGCAACACCGACAGCGCGAUAAACACUGUUGAUGUUCUGUGGUGGUCACUGCAGCAGGGAGGAGAGAGAGACAACGGGUGCUAGUCACACAGGCACUCGCUGUCAUUUUUGUUUUUACACUGCGCAGCAAGUCUGAGCCCGGCACAAUCAAAUAAAUUGCAGUCGGACUCCCUCUAGUAAUUUGUGUGUCUUCAUUAAUUCAUCAAACAGAGCGCUUAAAGCAUCAGACAAGCUCAGUGCAUAUAGUUGAUUUGUUUAAAACACAUACAGUGGGGAGAAUAAGUAUUUGAUACACUGCCGAUUUUGCAGGUUUUCCUAUUUACAAAGCAUGUAGAGGUCUGUAAUUUUUAUCAUAGGUACACUUCAACUGUGAGAGACUGAAUCCAGAAAAUCACAUUGUAUGAUUUUUAAGUAAUUAAUUUGCAUUUUAUUGCAUGACAUAAGUAUUUGAUACAUCAGAAAAGCAGAACUUAAUAUUUGGUACAGAAACCUUUGUUUGCAAUUACAGAGAUCAUACGUUUCCUGUAGGUCUUGACCAGGUUUGCACACACUGCAGCAGGGAUUUUGGCCCACUCCUCAAUACAGACCUUCUCCAGAUCCUUCAGGUUUCGGGGCUGUCGCUGGGCAAUACGGACUUUCAGCUCCCUCCAAAGAUUUUCUAUUGGGUUCAGGUCUGGAGACUGGCUAGGCCACUCCAGGACCUUGAGAUGCUUCAUACGGAGCCAGUCCUUAGUUGCACUGGCUGUGUGUUUCGGGUCGUUGUCAUGCUGGAAGACCCAGCCACGACCCAUCUUCAAUUCUCUUACUGAGGGAAGGAGGUUGUUGGCCAAGAUCUCGCAAUACAUGGCCCCAUCCAUCCUCCCCUCAAUACGGUGCAGUCGUCCUGUCCCCUUUGCAGAAAAGCAUCCCCAAAGAAUGAUGUUUACACCUCCAUGCUUCACGGUUGGGAUGGUGUUCUUGGGGUUGUACUCAUCCUUCUGCUUCCUCCAAACACGGCGAGUGGAGUUUAGACCAAAAAGCUCUAUUUUUGUCUCAUCAGACCACAUGACCUUCUCCCAUUCCUCCUUUGGAUCAUCCAGAUGGUCAUUGGCAAACUUCAGACGGGCCUGGACAUGCGCUGGCUUGAGCAGGGGGACCUUGCGUGCGCUGCAGGAUUUUAAUCCAUGACGGCGUAGUGUGUUACUAAUGGUUUUCUUUGAGACUGUGGUCCCAGCUCUCUUCAGGUCAUUGACCAGGUCCUGCCGUGUAGUUCUGGGCUGAUCCCUCACCUUCCUCAUGAUCAUUGAUGCCCCACGAGGUGAGAUCUUGCAUGGAGCCCCAGACCGAGGGUGAUUGACCGUCAUCUUGAACUUCUUCCAUUUUCUAAUAAUUGCGCCAACAGUUGUUGCCUUCUCACCAAGCUGCUUGCCUAUUGUCCUGUAGCCCAUCCCAGCCUUGUGCAGGUCUACAAUUUUAUCUCUGAUGUCCUUACACAGCUCUCUGGUCUUGGCCAUUGUGGAGAGGUUGGAGUCUGUUUGAUUGAGUGUGUGGACAGGUGUCUUUUAUACAGGUAACCUGUUCAAACAGGUGCAGUUAAUACAGGUAAUGAGUGGAGAACAGGAGGGCUUCUUAAAGAAAAACUAACAGGUCUGUGAGAGCCGGAAUUCUUACUGGUUGGUAGGUGAUCAAAUACUUAUAUCAUGCAAUAAAAUGCAAAUUAAUUACUUAAAAAUCAUACAAUGUGAUUUUCUGGAUUUUUGUUUUAGAUUCCGUCUCUCACAGUUGAAGUGUACCUAUGAUAAAAAUUACAGACCUCUACAUGCUUUGUAAGUAGGAAAACCUGCAAAAUCGGCAGUGUAUCAAAUACUUGUUCUCCCCACUGUAUACGGAAAAAUACACGUUUAAAAAUUUGACCAAACGAUUGGUCGAAAGAACAGAUCGUCCAAUAUUUUUUUUAGUUCCUCUCCCUGUAUCCCCACUAGCCUCUCCCCCUGCCCCUUUCCUCUCCCUGUAUCCCCACUAGCCUCUCCCCCUACCCCUUUCCUCACCCUGUAUCCCCACUAGCCUCUCCUCCUGCCCCUUUCCUCUCCCUGUAUCCCCACUAGCCUCUCCCCCUGCCCCUUUCCUCUCCCUGUAUCCCCACUAGCCUCUCCCCCUGCCCUUUCCUCUCCCUGUAUCCCCACUAGCCUCUCCCCCUGCCCCUUUCCUCUCCCUGUAUCCCCACUAGCCUCUCCCCCUGCCCCUUUCCUCUCCCUGUAUCCCCACUAGCCUUUCCCCCUGCCCCUUUCCUCUCCCUGUAUCCCAACUAGCCUCUCUCCCUUCCCCGUUCCUCUCCCUGUAUCCCCACUAGCCUCUGCCAUGCCCCUUUCCUCUCCCUGUAUCCCCACUAGCCUCUCCCCCUGCUCCUUUCCUCUUCCUGUAUCCUCACUUUGCCAUGUUCGCCAUCAUGUCUGACAAGAUUACAUGGUAGAUUUGUAAAACACCCCAAUGUGGAGUGUAUCAGAAAAAGUGAAAGCAGAUGGGAGGGGGUUGAAAAGGAAGAAAAAACUAAACAAGAAGCCAUCUCACAGUGUCCAUGACCAAUGGCUAAUUCCAAAGUGGCCUAAGCCCCUAAAAGGAGCCAGUCCGAUCUGGAAUGAUUAGUCCACUAUUGUCCGGGGCAGCUUGUGGAUUGCUGCUCGAGUGCACCUCAGAAAUACAUUGCGGAUUAAGGCGCUUAGGAGAGAGAGCAUCUCUCUGUCAACCUGUCCCUGGGACUCCACUCCCUAGGGUGCAAUACAAACACUCCUUAAUACCAAAAGACCCAAACAUACAGGCACUUAGCAACAACCUGUGUAAAGGCAAAAUAUAGAUAUUUCUGUACUUAGGUAGGCAUAAUUUCCGUAUCAAGUUUAAUGUGUGUGUAUGUCAUUACAUGCCUUUAUAAUAAGUAUUCUCUAGUAAUAUUUAGCGUGUGUGUGUGUGUAUUGUCCUAGGCCUACACGCUGAAGGACUACAAGCAGCUGAAGCAGGAUGUGAAUCUUGGAGGCCUUGGGCCUGAUUACACCACCACAAAAAUUACAGUAAGUGCCUCUGCCUACCUAAAACCAGUCGUCAUACCAAAUGAAUAAUAUACUCCUAUGGCUUCCAGCAAUUCUGUACCCUAUGCUUUACUUUAUUCAGCAAUCUUAAAUCUGAACUUUUUUUUAAGUGUUUGUUUAAAAAAAAUAAAAGGAAUGUAGGUCUAAAACAGACAACGGUAAUAAUUAGAUGCUUCAUAAAUCCAUUUACCCGGUUCAUUUUAUUCGGCUGAUGAUCUUCAAUAGCCUCUUUGUGCUUCCAUUAUAUCCCGCCCCUCUGUCCCUGUUUCUCAUUAAAGACUUGUCUCGUUCUGAACAGAUUCAAUUGGAUUCACAAAGCAAAUGAGAGUAGCCCUGGAAGGUUGAAUGGUAUUUGGGGUCUGAUGUAUCUUUUGUUAAUCCCUGAGAGUAAAAAGUGAGCAUGUAUGGCCAAUUUGCACUAGAUUGAGGCCGUCUCUGUCUCUAGGGUCGGCCCUAUUAGUGAAUGAUAUGUGUAAAUGUUGAUAGGCCUGCUGAAUGGUUUGUUGUAUUUGGUUUUGUUGGGCGGUGUGGAGAGGCUCCGCCGAGGUAUACACAAAGCGAAUAGGGCCUUAAGGGAGAAAUGGCCCAGUUAAUUAAACCCACUCUUUUGUAAUCUCCCCAUCUACUCCCUCUCUUUCUUUCUCUGUUCAUUCACAACGUGGCCCAGGCCGAGAAAAUGAGACGACAGAAGCUGUAUUCAAAUGUGAUCCGCGAGCAGAACAAGAAGAUAAGUAGGAUUCCCUUUCUGCCAGCCGCCAGGAACCCAGUGGGCAGCAACAACAAGGACAACAUGGUUCCCAGGAGGAAGGUAACAGAGAGAGAGACUGAGAGAGAAUCAGAAACAGAAAGAGAAAGAGAAUCAGAGAGAAAAUCAGAGAGAGGGAGAGGGAGAGAGUCAGAUAGAGGUGGAAAAAUGGCGACAAAGAGAGAGAGAGAGAGAGAGAGAUAAAGAAGAGAGAGAAAAAAGAUUGAGAGAGAGAGUACAUCGCUUCAAGUGCAUCCAUCUCCUUCCGGUUUCUUCAGUCAAUUUGUCCAUCAUUAUCUGUCAGCUCCAUCACACAAUGUGGUGUCUUUGUCUCUCAGAUAAUGGGAGACAAUUACUGCAUCCUCUGGAAAACAAUAGGCUCAUUGUCUGUAUUGCACUUCCAGUCGCCAUUUUUGUUAUUUACAGAUAACAAAUGAAUCCCCAUGCACUGAAAUGUCACUUGAUGGCGAGUUUGAGAUCAAUUAAAGACACAUCAACAUUUUGUUACAAAGUUGGAUCCUCAAGUUCAAUCGGCCAUUUGAAAGCAUAGUUUUUUCCCCAGUUCUUGCAGUUAUACCUUCCCCUCCAUCUCCAAACUUUAUUUAUGUAAAACUUUAUUUAAAUCCUACAGGUAUAAUGCUUUAUUACUUGUUUAUUACUUGUAAGCGUGAGUCUUUAUGUUAUCUUAUGUCUUUAUAGCAAAUGUUCUAUUGACUCAAGGUGGCUGUGAUUUAGUCAGGAGGGAUGAUAUGGGAAAUUAUAAGAGCAUGUUCAUAGAAAGUCUUACAAUGCAUUAUAACAGUAUUAUAAGGCAUCAUCAUUAUACCUGGCAGUGUUACAUAAAAUGUUACCUUUAUUUCCAUUGGAUUUCAGGCCCUGGAGUACGCCAGGAGCAUCCUGAGGCCCAAGGUGGCGACCCAGGCCCAGCAGCCCAAGACCAGAGAGCCAGAGAUGGCCCAGGGGGCCCUUAGGGGCAACACUUGCCUCCUGGAGGGCCUCGACCUAUCCCAGCUGGCCACACUGGAGGCCCUGAGGAAACGGCACGAGCAGGAGAAACAGACUGUGGCCCGCUUCAAGGUGGUGCAUGCCAUCUGA